UUUAUUAUUAAUAUUAAUACUAUUAUUGUUAUUAUUAUUAUUAUUAUUAUUCCCAUGCUACUUCUCAAACAAUUGUGGAGAUCUUAACAGUUCCGCCUGUCUGAUGUCGCCGAGCAUAGCGUCCUGAUUCGGGAAAACACAACUUCCUACGGACGUACACAGUAGAUGCUACUAGUUGGUAUUAGACUAGUAGUAGUAGUUAUGGAGUUGACUUGGUCAUUCAUUCCAUCUUUGGAUAAGCUGUUCUCUCUGACACGUUUUCGAACUUUAAUUAUAUGCAUGGGUGGUUUUAGUUUCACUUCAGUUAACCACCCUCUCACUUUAGAAUGGGGAGGAUUAAUACUAGCUGUGCUAUUGCGUAAAAGGGACGGGGAAGGGGAAAAUGGGUCUAUCUUUGUCUGGUAAUGAUCGGGACGACGGGAUGAGUACUCCGUAUUUGCGGUUGACGUACUUAUCGAGACUUUAGACUGAAACUGAAACUCGGUGAUUUGAUUUUAGAGAAAAGGUUAUUUUGACCAUUUCGGCUUCAGAAUCGGCCGAAAGAGUUUGUUAGUUAUUACAUGUUCUAUAGAGUUAAGAUGGAGGGGGAGGGAAUACCAUAGGCCGUUGGAAAGUAGCCGAUUCGGGGGUUUGUCGCCGGCGCUGACGCGAAUGACAGACAGUAUAGGUUAAGUGAGGCCGAACAAAUCAGCUGUGUUGUAACUCAGAUGGGUUAUGGUAGUGUAGAUAGCAGCUUUUCCAUUUGGUCUGGG
Messenger RNA from Paecilomyces variotii, 752 nucleotides. RefSeq lists its product as hypothetical. The record is from RefSeq and is a predicted model, not a curated record. The transcript has a single exon. Bases 166 to 405 code for a protein of 79 amino acids. Lineage: Eukaryota; Fungi; Ascomycota; Eurotiomycetes; Eurotiales; Thermoascaceae.